CACUGGUUUAGUGGGUAGUCAUCAACUGGUGAUUAGUUUUCUGAUUAGCCAUUGGAAAAGAAUGAAGUGCGAAACGUAAAUAAAUUAGAAUUUGCGAUUUUAUUGUGUUUUUAAGUUGAUUUGUUUGUUUUUAUCUGAGCGAUUUUAUUAGUGUAUCCCGACUAAAUACCCUACGGCAAACACUAAAUGUAAAUGAAAGAUGUCAAAAAAUAAGAUUGUUUCUAAAAAUUAUUUACACGAUUCCAGCAAAAUCGAAGUUAAAAGCAAGUUUGACGCCGAAUUUAGAAGAUUUUCUAUAGAAAGAAAUUCACAAUCCAAAUUUGAGGAAUUUAAAUCGUUAUUGGAAAAAUUACACAGAUUAAAAGACAUUGCUUUUUUGAUUUCUUAUAUUGACCCUAGUGAUCAAGAUUUGUUACCAAUAAAUAAUGAUGAUAAUCUUCGAAGAGCUCUUAUAAAUGCCAAACCUCUUUUGAGAGUUAUAAUCCAAAGAAAAGGUGAAAGCUUAGAAGAAUUGAAUGGAUAUGGUACCAUAAAACCUAGGAAUCUCAUUUCAAGUAUAUUGGGAGGUACACCUGGUAGAACCAAGACUUUACCAAUUUCAAAUCCGCAUGAUUUUCGACAAGUUUCUGCAAUUAUAGAUGUUGACAUUGUCCCUGAAACUUGUAGAAGAGUACGAUUAUUAAAACAUGGAUCAGACAAGCCUUUGGGGUUUUACAUACGAGAUGGAACCAGUGUAAAAGUUACACAAAAUGGUUUAGAAAAAAUUCCUGGAGUUUUCAUUUCAAGACUGGUUCCAGGAGGACUAGCAGAAUCUACAGGACUUUUAGCUGUAAACGAUGAAGUCCUGGAAGUGAACGGAAUUGAAGUAGCGGGCAAAACUUUAGAUCAAGUGACCGAUAUGAUGAUUGCCAAUAGUUCAAAUCUUAUUAUAACUGUAAAACCUGCCAAUCAAAGGACAGUCGGUCCUGUCAGGAGGGGUAGUUUUGGAAGGAGUUCUCACAUGUCAAGUGGAUCACAACAAUCUCACACGACUGGUGGCUCUGAUCCUGAUGACAAAUAUGAUCAAGAUGAAAUUGUCGAUUUAACAGCUGGAAUGAACUUGGAAGAUGUUAAUUCAAAAGAUGACGGAAUCCUACACCUUUAACACAAAUAGGUUUCAUCGGAGUAUGUUUUACACAUGGUAACAACAAGUCUGUGAAUUAUCUUAAGCUACUUCCUUUCAUUUUAAUAGAUUAGAAAACUAGGAAUUCGACUGAAUUUGGGUUGCAAAUAAGUAUUGGAUGUUUUUAAAAAAAUCAGGCCAGUUUAUUACAUUUAUUUGGAUUGGGAACUGGCGCCUUUGAUGUUAAAUUUGUAAUCAAAGAAAAUUACACCAAUUAAAUUACAAAUUUCAAAAAGGUUUCAUCUGAGAACCAAACAAAUCAAAGUAUGGAGAACAAAAUUUUUGUGAUAAGUAGCACACUUAUUUUUUGUUAUUUUGCGUAAAUAUGUUAAAUCCAAAGAAAGAUGCUACAAAAAUGAGUGAAUAUGAGUGGCAAUCAUUGUCAAAGAAUUAAUGUACUUAAGAGUAGACAACAUAUAAGACUAAAAUAUACAUUCCAUUUUUUUCCAAUAUUCCUUGCAGUUAGGAUUCUGUUUAUAUUAUUCUUAAUAUCGCAUCAUGUGUCAUAGAUAUGAACAACAUUUUUAUUCAAAUGCAAGGUUAUGUGGUCUUUUUAUUUUUUUAACAGACAAUGCCUAACAAAAUUGCAUUGCUCAACCAAGUAAGUAUUACAUUUCAGUGUGCCUUUCAAGAAUAUAUAAGUUUAAAAUGUGCUUUUUUCCUUGAUCUGUGGUAAAAUCAAAAAACAAGGCCGUAAUGAGGAGACAUCAGUAGUGCCUUCAUAACGCAGUGCCUUCUAAUGUUGUUGGCUAAGUGUGUUUUGCAGUUUUAAAAUAAAUAACUUGUUAAAAUACGCAGAUUUCUAUUAAUAUAUGUUGCGAUAUUAUAAUUAAUUUGUUUCUUAUCAAUUUCCUUUGUAAAAACUUCCAUUUUGCUUGAAGCAUUGUGACAAUAUAAUAGCCGAUAAUUUUUUAACUUGGAAAAUGUUUGUUUUGUUUCAAUUUCAUCAAUGCAGAAGAAAACAAAAGUUAUGAAUAAAAAUGAGUGUAUUACAAUUAUGUUAUGGCAAGACAUUUUGUUUGUAAAAUUUUUUGUGUUUUGUUGAGUUAUAUCAUAUAAUAAUUUUAUAAUUGAGGUAUUAACAUAUUUUAGCACCUUUUUGUUGUGAAUGUUUUGAGUCUUAUUAUAGAUGGAUGGGAGUGUAUAGCAUUUUAAGCUAAUUCUUAUUAUGCUUGUAUAUAUUUAUUACUUCUAAGUACCUUUAUCAUAUGUUUCCAUGUAAUUUUAUAUGAUUUUAUUAAUUAAUUUCACCCUCUGAGUUGGCAGAUUCAAUACAUACCAUACAAUACUUUAAGCCAUAUCUAAAUUUAUUUAGACAUGUAUGAUGAUUUAGCAAUUUUAAUCAUUCUCAGAAAUUACCUUAUUUGCCCACUUUUAAGAUACCUUUUACUCCGAAUUUUGAAGAUGACAAAUGAUUUAUAUAUGUUGUACCUAAAAUUCAAUAACAUUUAAAUAUAAUUCGAAUAAGAAAAUAACAAAAAUAAAUGGCUGGUACUUCGGGUGAAAUCACAAAUGUAUGCACACGAUAUAGUUGAUGUUGCAAAAUUUUUUAUUAUAUAUUUUUCAAGUUUUUUGCUUUUAAUAUUUAAAUUGUACAUCUAAAAUUUUGUCUCAAGGUAAAUGAAAAAUAUCCGUCCUGUAGUUUGCCUUAAUAUUAUUGUACAAGUAUUAUUAUGGUAUUAUUAAGAGAUUUUACAUCCUUUUAACUAUGGUAUUGUUAAAGGUACAUUUAAUGCAAUCAUAUUUUUACAUAGUUUGCAUCACAUAUGUACUUAUUAAAGUUAUUAGAAAUAUA
Cylas formicarius (sweet potato weevil) is the source of this 2957-nucleotide messenger RNA. It is a transcript of the gene par-6, whose product is annotated as partitioning defective protein 6. The record is from RefSeq and is a predicted model, not a curated record. Gene Ontology annotation, molecular function: protein binding. Gene Ontology annotation, biological process: centrosome cycle. NCBI's taxonomy places the organism in Eukaryota, Metazoa, Arthropoda, Insecta, Coleoptera, Brentidae. The coding region runs from base 200 to 1144 and encodes 314 amino acids. The transcript is spliced from 5 exons.